AUGUACGGAUAUGCCCAUAUCCAGGCGAUGCAUCAAAUAGCUUCUAAUAGAUCGAUUAAUCAAAUCCAUCUAAUAUGGUCCAAAACGGCCUUUUUGAGACUACCGCGACUCUACGCACACGGGCAAACUCAGCUUGCUGAUCUAUAUUUAACCCAUUUCUACUGGAUUGAAGCUCGUAAGCUUUUCGGCGUCUUAGAGAGUGAACGUGGUGUGCACAACACGCACAUAAAUGAAACGGAGCGUAAAUAUCGCCUAAAUCUCGUAGAAAAUUCCAUGGACGGGUAG
Molecule: messenger RNA, 285 nt
Organism: Plasmopara halstedii
Lineage: Eukaryota; Oomycota; Peronosporomycetes; Peronosporales; Peronosporaceae
Exons: 2
Coding region: 1-285 (94 amino acids)
Source: RefSeq, a predicted model, not a curated record